ACAGAGUCACGCAAAACUCCACUCGAGUUUAAUUUGGGGUCAGUUGCGCAAACCUUGUCGGUAGGACUAGAGUUCUCCCUCGACAUUUUCAUCGCAUUUCAGUUCCUUUGGUAAGUAGUUGAAAAAAAAAUUCAUUGAUUGCACGUCCUCAAAUUGGGUGAAACACAGUUGAAAUUAUUUAGUAGGUCGGACAUUUUGGAGAUUUUGAUGGUAUUGUGAGACCUCUUUGAACCAUGUCUUCGCGAAUAUCAAUCGCUGAGAUUUCGCUGUUGUCAAAUGCCCGACGACCGUGACUUUCUCGAAUUUAAUCGAUAGAUCGAUAGAAACUGUCCCAGGUACGGCAAUUUCGUUAGCUUUACAACCUACAUUAUUUUGCGAAUCGCUUGAAAUUUCCAAAACGAGAAUCUGAUACUUUCAAGAAGUACGAAACAACGUUGCAAUAGGAAAUUUGUGAAAAUCUCCGAUUGCCGGGAACUUUAUUCGUCCGUUAUAGGACCGUGUGCGGUUGUAGGGUAUUUAGCCACAGCAAUACUAGCUGUUAUCGUCGAAAAGUCGUUCAACCGAAAAUGCUAAAUAUUUGCAUUUAUUCUAGUUUUCCUUUGAUUUGUAAUGAAAUGCAAACCGACAAGGCCGCACAUGAUUAUGUUCUGCACGGUUUUGCCGACGUAUAUGUCCUUUUCGAUGACAUUCGAACGACGUAUCGCUGGUUCGUAUCUCUGAUUUUCACGCCUGAACACACAUGCUUGACAACACUGGUGUAAGAAAGGGUUUUUGCACAAAUAUUUACUUUCUCUAAUUACCAAAGAGUUUAGAAACCGAAUAGAUGUGACGCACCAAAAGCAGGAAUCUUGCUUAAAAGCACGUACAGGUGAAUUUUAUCUUGGCUAUGAAUUUUCUGAAUACUCGAGCAACGAACGUAAGACACUUCAGUGAUAUGUAAUAAUUUCUUUGGUCACUCUUUAAAAUUUUCAAAGUCAGCAGCGACCAGAUUCGCUCUGACGAAGGGCUAAUAAAAAGCUCGUAACGUCAGCUUUUAAACUCUUUAAUUACAGUGGCCAAAGUUGAUAAUACUAAAUCACCGUUUUAUGACUUUUAAACUCUUCCACCGACGCAGCACCACAGUUUGUUUAGAAAUUUGUCCCCUUUAUUCACUUAGCAACCAGAAUGGGUCGUCGCGAUGUACCGGGAGCGUUUUUGCUUCCUCUGGUGUGCAUCAUAGCUGUUAUAUCCGGGUAUCCACGCAUAUUGCAGGCUUGGCUGCUAAGCCGAAGGACGUUUUGGAUACGUUGGAUCUGACUAAUUUCGGUGUAAAAACUCUUCUUGUAUAUUGGAGUCUGUUCCGUUACAAUUAAAGACUUUGCGACACUACAAAUUGGCGACGAGGAUAAAAGACAAUCGGAUAACACGCCAAGAUGAGUUUUGAAAGGUUUUCGUUGUCACCAGUUAAUUUAGAGGCGACAAACUUGGCGGAUGAGUGGAAGUUUUGGCUCGAUGCUUUCGACAACUACCGAAUUGCUACGAAAUUAGAUAAGGAAAGCGACGACGUUCAAAAGCUACUCUUCUACAUCUUGCGGGGACGGGAGUCCAGCGUUUGCUCUCAGGUUUGCCGGGAGAGAACAAGAAAUUUGAGGAAGUUAAACAAGCGUUGAGUGCACAUUUUCAGCCGAAGAGAAACAAGUGGGCAGAGAGGCACAAGUUUCGAAAACGUGCUCAACUUCAACAUGAAUCACUUGAUACCUUCAUUGCAGAGUUACGUAUGCUGAGUUUAACAUGCGACUUCGGGGAAGCAAAUGAUGAUAAUAUUCUUGGUCAAGUUAUAGAGAAGUGUUCUGACGGAUAUCUACGAGAAAAGCUACUACAACAAGGAGAGACUCUUACACUGGAAAAGCCCAGACGCUCGGGAGAGCAAUUGAAUCUGCAAAGAAGGAUACACAGCUACUUGGGGGUCACGGGGCCCAAAACGUUCCUGGAAAAUCUGAUGUUAAUGUGGUAAGAUUUUCAGUAAAAAAAGCGAAAGAAAAGCCUGCUUUCGCUGUGGAAAAACGGAUCAUCUUGCUAAUAACGAAAGGUGCAAAGCUAGGAAUGCACAGUGCAUAAAAUGUAAGAAGACUGGUCACUUUUGGAAAUAUUGCAGAUCAAGAGAAUCAGAGAAUAAAGAAGAUGUAAAGUUUGUCCAGCCAGUCCAGCAUCAGUCAGAUAAGUCUAACCCUGAAUAUGUUUUGUAUACUACUAAUAAUGAGGGGCUGGGUGUUGAAACUGAUGUCGAAAUCAAUGGUAAACUUGUUCAAAUGAUGAUUGACACUGGCUGUGCUAAAACCUUGAUCCCGAAACAGUGGUUUAGAAACAACCUGAACAUUCCUCUUAACCCAACCAAUGUCAAGUUCUCAGCUUUUGGUGGAGGAGACCUCAAGUGUUUAGGAGUAUUUGAUGCUAAACUGAGAUGCAAUAAGAUGGAAGUAAUGGAGCCAGUGUAUGUGAUCGAUGUGGAAGGUCCCCCUGUUGGGAAGAAGCGCCCUGUCCACCCUCAACCUUGUAAAAAUCCAUGCAGUAGGGGAGAGCCCAACCAAGGCGAGGGAGAAGAUCUAUCAGGAGUAUGAAAAUCUCUUCAAGGAAGAGCUCGGAGACUUUAAGAAUUAUGAGUACAAAAUUAAAAUCAAUUCAGAUGUCCCUCCCAAGGUACAAAAACAAAGGCCAGUCCCUGCACCCUUAGAGGAUAAAGAGCUUCUGAGUAAAGCACCAUGCCUUGCACACUACUCAUUGGAAGCCGAGACCAAACUUGUAGUAGAUGCCAGCCCAGUCGGUCUUGGGUGUGUCUUGCUGCAAAAUGUUGACAGCCGUUGGCAGCCCAUAUCUUAUGCGUCCAGAAGUCUAACUGCUGCAGAGAAGAGAUAUUCGCAGAUCGAACGAGAGGCAAUGGCUGUGCUGUUCGGAUUGCAGAAGAUGCAUUCUUACAUUUAUGGUCGCCACGUUGUCGUCUCGACUGAUCAUAAACCACUACUUGGCGUAUUCAAUAAAAACACUCAAUCAAUUCGCCUGGAACGGAUCGCUUUGAGAUGUCAGGACUAUGACUUCACACUCACUUAUGAACCUGGAUCUGAGAACAUUGCAGAUGGACUGUCAAGAUUACCUUUGAACGCUACUGUUACAGAAACAAGUUUUGUUGAGGAGCAUGUACACUUUGUCAAAAGUGCUGAUGCUUUGCUCUCAAUUGAUGAAAUAAAAGAGGCUGGAGAGUCUGACCCUGAAUUACUAGAGGUGGUGAAGGUACUUGAUGGAACCCAGAACCUGGUAAAUAAUAAAUGGAAACAUUUUAAAGAUGAACUGAGCUUUGCACAGGGCCUACUGUGGCGAGGUCGACGAAUUUAUGUUCCUGAGAAGUUGAGAAAAAGGCAUUGACCUUGGCACAUGAGGCUCAUCAGGUAUUGUGCGUUGCAAGCAACGCCUUCGUAGAAUUCUGUUCUGGCCGGGGAUGGACUCUGAUGUUGAAGACUACUGCCGAAAUUGCGAGACUUGUGUGCGCCUUCAGCCACUACGACGAGACACACCUAAUACAGCAACCCCUCUUCCCGAUUACUGCUGGGAGAAGUGUGCCCUUGACCUGGUGGGUCCAUUUCCUGGAGAGAUCUACAUCAUGACUGUUGUUGAUUACAGAAGCAAGUGGCCCGAGGCUAUUGUUCUUAAGCGUAUUACAAGUGAGAGUAUAGUCACUGCACUUGCAGAUAUAUUUGCACGAUUUGGAAAUCCAAAAGUUCUGAUCACGGACAAUGGACGUCAGUUCGUAGCUGAGGAAUUCCAAGACUUCAUGAAGGCAAAUGGAAUACAGCACAGAAGAGUAUCACCCUAUUUUCCACAAGCAAAUGGGCAGGUCGAAAGAUUUCAUAGGUACCCCAAAGCACAGUAUCAGAGCAGCAGAGUUAGAUGGUCUAUCCUGGACAGAGGUUCUGCCCACAAUCCUGCAAGUUUACAGAUCCACUCCACAUGCCGGGACUAACAUGACCCCGGCUAAACUGUUUCUCAACAGAGAGAUAACAACAAAGUUGCCAACAGUACCAGAAAUGGAUCAGAACAACCCUGAAGAGAGGUACAAGGAAUACCAGAGGAAGUUAUGUGAGUAUACUGAUGCCAAGCGACAUGCACAACAACAUAACCUAGUACCUGGGGAUAUUGUAUUUGUAGCAAAUACAAAAUCUGGAAAAUUGAUUCCCACGUUUGGUCAUCAGAAGUAUGUCAUUGUUCGUAGCAAAGGACCAGAUACUUUUGAACUUGUCAAUGCUGAGACUGGACAACAUCUCACUCGUAAUGUGAAGUUUCUUAGUAGAGUUCCACGCAUGGAGCUACCAGUUAAGGAUGACAAUGACAACGGCUGCUUGGAGUCGGAAGAGUUCGCUGGGGCAGCGAUGCCUCCUUUGGAUCAACUCGGAUCUACAGUCUCGGAUGAUAGGAAUCCCGCAGAUAGUGGUCCUCCCGACUCAGCAAUGGAAUUGAGACGUUCAACUCGAACACCAAAGCCAAAGAGAGAUCCUGACUUUGUUUAUGACUAGAACAUUGUUUUAGUUCUUCUAUGUUAAGUUGCGUUGUUAGAAUGGACUUUGAACUUUAAAUAGGUUAGGAUGGGAUGUUAUAUCCGGGUAUCCACGCAUAUUGCAGGCUUGGCUGCUAAGCCGAAGGACGUUUUGGAUACGUUGGAUCUGACUAAUUUCGGUGUAAAAACUCUUCUUGUAUAUUGGAGUCUGUUCCGUUACAAUUAAAGACUUUGCGACACUACAAUAGCCAUCUUUCACAUUGAUCAAGUGAAGGCAGAAGUUCGUUUGCCCUGUGGCAUGGUUAAAGACUGGUUUCCCAGUGGUACAAAGCCUCAGAAUUCACAGCCCCCUUAUUUGCUGCAUAUAACUGAUCCGGAUGGGCGGUCGGUUUACAAUAACCUCUACAUGGAUAAACCUCAUUAUGGACCAGGGCAGAGGACAUACACAAGUGAGUAAACUUAUUUUUUAUUUCUUUGCAUGUUUCUAGGAUCAGAUAAAUAUCGUUUGAAUAACUUCCUCUUAAACAUAAUAGAAUUGCCAAUUUUAAACCUUUUCAGAAGCCUAAUAUAACUAAAUUUUUCAAUGAGCAAAUCCAACACUAAUGUUUUUUUAAUGGCAUUUGUUGAUAUUAUCACUUUGUCUUGACCCAUCAAGGGUAUGGUUAGAUGUACACUAAUCCCCAACCCCCUCACUUGCACUCUUGCCUUUGGAGGGAAAUUACACAGCCCUCCUAGAUGGUGAAAGGGGGGGGGCGUAUCUUUUUGCGCUAAUCACCAAUAAAUUUUGAACUCGCUCUAAAAUGGAACUAGGUGAUUAGAAAUGAAAUUAACAAAACUAAGAAUAGGGGCGUAGUUAGGGAGAGGUCCUGAGUGCCGGUGAAAACACCCCACUUUCCAAGGAGGAGAUUUUUUUUUAAUUCAACAACUCACAAACCAUGCAAUUCAGGAGGCAAAAGUGCCUGAGUGCCGGUGAAAACACCCCCCUUUCCAAGGAGGAGAUUUUUUUUUAAUUCAACAACUCACAAACCAUGCAAUUCAGGAGGCAAAAAGUUGCAAAUUCGAAGAAUUUACACUUUAUGAAAACAUCACUUUUAUUAAAACACAGCGUGGAUGUAGACAUGACAUUAGGGAAGGAAGCCUCGGUGUAACAUAGUGUGACCCCCUGCUUCCUCGCCCCCACGAAAGAAUUCUAGCGACGUCCUAGUGAUCGUAAAUGAUUGAAAAAUAUUUGCUAAUGUAAAGUUUUGUUUCUUGUUUCUCUCUAGUAACGCUGAAUGGAACUCGCUCCGGUAAUAUGACACAGAAUUUCACGGGCUUCAUGCUUUAUGCCUACAAUGAGUUCGAUGACGAGGACAGUGGGGACUUUUUGUCCCCGCUACCUGCUGGAGUGUCCAAGAGGGAGUGUCUCUUCAAUGACACGGGACAAUUUGUGAGUAAGGCUCACUCAAACAGCGAGGACCGUUGGCAAAGUCUUGAGAAAUUCUAACUAGAGUAUGAGAGCAUGUAUUUUGUAGGUAUAAGCAAAGUUCAUGAUUUGAUUUGGAAACAGAGAGCGAGAUUUUGGCUCCCCUUUUCAGUGUCUUGGAUCAUUUGUAUUUUUCUUUUUUUCAUUCGUGACCUAGCGCUGUUCGAUCGAUUGAAUGCUAAUAUGUUUGAGGGCACAGAGCGAUGAUGCCCUCCCGUCAUUUUUCAGUGGCCUCUUUCUAAAUUUUCUGGAAUAGGCUUCUGGAUCUGGAAAUUUAUUGUUAUAACCAGAUUUGAUCGGGAAACUUACCUGAUCUCCUAUACUUUUACAAAACUACGUGGAAUAUUUCAUCAAACGUCGAAAUUAGAACAGUUAUCACGUUAAAAAAUUCCCUUCCUUUGAAAAAUCGCCAAGAACCCUAAAAUAGGUUAAAUUAAUUACAAAUUUUCGAAGUUUCCUAUUUUUUCCUCCUAACUCACGACCCGCUUCAUUUAUUAGCUUUUUGCUUUUUACAAUUUUUAGAUCGAGGCGCUUGAAAACUCAACAAACAGCAUGUACUGGCAUAGCAUUCAGAUCAAAUGGAGGUUGCCCAAGGAAAGCAUAUCUGGAAAAAUCACCAUAAGGUAUUUUAACGAUAUUUCCCUUUUCCCCGAGAUGCAGUUAUUUAAACCUAACCAUAUCAUCAAACUUUGGGGCUCCUGAUCAGAAUAAAAAACCUCGCUACAAUUCAACGUUUCCGUGGCCGGAGUAUUUCAGGAAAACACAGCAGUGCCCGUGGCUGACUUCGUGUGCCGGACAACGGUUGUGCCCUUGAUUAUGUUGUUGUGUUACUCACGGUAGAGGUGUAGCUACCCAUAACCAAACAGACCACAUCGAAAAAACACUUGGUUUGUCUUCACAGCAAACUCUUAUGAUUUGUAAAGAGAAGGAGAGGAAGGUUGUGCCUACCCUAAAAAAAAAAGACCUUUGCGCGCCUCAAUCUUGCACGCAACAUUUUCAUCACUUUGUCUCCCCCGCAUAAGAGAUAUCAGUGGGUGAAGGAAAUAUUACGAUAAAAAUUCUAUGUAGUUCUAAGGUACAGUUGCAUAGUUAUAUUCCUAAUAAAAUUAUUUCAGUAUUUAUUGUUAUGUUCUUUUCAUCGUCACCAGCGCCAGCGUGGUUAAGGAGGAUGGCAUUUUUUGGGAUGGAAUCAGUGUGACCCUUAGCCGUAAGUGUCACGCCUAACACAAGCUAAAGGUCUUUGCUGGUUCCCUUCAGAUUCUCACUGUCGUAGCAUUCGUGUAAUUUUAUUUCCUUCUUAUAUUUUCAGAAGUUUGCCCAGGGCACGUCUGUCAUCUUGGUUGCCCCAACGGUCUCGCUAGAAACAAAUAUGGAUGUAUUAUUUGCGAAUGUGCAGGUUAGUAUGGACUGCAAGAAUCACCCAGGCCGCUGA
Pocillopora meandrina is the source of this 7419-nucleotide messenger RNA. Lineage: Eukaryota; Metazoa; Cnidaria; Anthozoa; Scleractinia; Pocilloporidae. The record is from the annotation of a GenBank genome assembly.